AUGGGUCGUGAUAGACCCCAAAAGCGCAGGAUGCGAUCAGAGAGGCAACCUGCCGCCGCCGACGAGAAUGCCGUUGCCAGAAUUGCCGAUACCGAGAAUACCGUUGCCGAAGCUGCCGAUACCGUUGUGCCUGAGAUGAGUGCCGAGUCGCUGAGGAUUCUUGCUGCCUUAAAGACGGAAACGGAUGCUCCCCGUCUGAGCCGCGAUGACGAACCCAGACGGCCUGGCAUGAACCCACCGUCCAAGCCAUUUUGGGAAUUGUUCAAUAUCGAUGCCAUUGACACAGACGACGCUGAGGAGAGACGCAACCGCAUUGCCGCCUUCAAGAUGGCUGUCGACAUUUGCCUCACCAACCUGAAGAAUUUCAGGACAUGGGGUGCCUGGGCGACUGAGAAGCUCGACUUGAGCCUGGCCUCCUCCGAUAGGCUGUUUGCCGUUGCCACUGGAUUGCGAGACGAAUUGGAGAGUCGUCGGUCAUCGCUGGAUGCUGUUGCCGAAGCGGAGAAGAUGUUGGAUGAGGGGUUUGCCGAGGAGCAGCAGAUCUCCGCCGACAUGAAGGAACAGUUUGCCAGCCUAUGGACCCACGUGAAGGUGUUCCAGGAAACGCUGGACAUAAAUCAGCUCAGGGUCGCUUGUUUUGCCUUGGCCCAGGCCAGCGGUACGGAGGUGAGGGCAAGUCGGUACUCGGAGGCUAUGUUGACGGCCUCGGAGAAGGAGUCUGCUCGGAGGGAGGUUGAGGAGGAGAAGCGAGAGUUGCGCCGAGUGCGGGAUGAGGUGGUGAGCGCGAAGGAGUCGAUCCUUGCAACAGAGCAGUACUGGCUGGGAUUCCACACUGCAAUGGUGGACUUCGCCGUUCCAGACCAAGACCCCGUCAGUACUGCCAAGUUUGCGUGGAUGAAGGGGGAAGUGUUUGUGCCGAAUCUAUGCCAUCAAUACUGGAAGGGACGAGAGUUUGCCAGGUGGUUGAAGUCGACGAACGCGCUCGAGAGCACCGACAGCAUCUUCCAUGGUGCGUACGAACGGGAUCCUUCGACCGACGGUGUCAGCCUCCAACACCCCAAUGGCGUCAUUGCCGGCACCUCUUGGUUUGUUGGUAUUCGUCACGAGAUGCGCAACGAGAAGCUGCAGCGGGAAGGCAAGACAUACCCUGCGCUUCCAGAGCAUCUCAACCAUCUCCUGGACCAAAGACGCGACGGUUGGUGA
Messenger RNA from Dothidotthia symphoricarpi CBS 119687, 1203 nucleotides. RefSeq lists its product as uncharacterized. Bases 1 to 1203 code for a protein of 400 amino acids. The record is from RefSeq and is a predicted model, not a curated record. The transcript is spliced from 2 exons. NCBI's taxonomy places the organism in Eukaryota, Fungi, Ascomycota, Dothideomycetes, Pleosporales, Dothidotthiaceae.